AUGGGUAACCAUCACUGGGAUCCCAACAUGACCCGUGAGCACACAGUCAGUAACUGGACCGCCGUGAGGAGAGAUGCGGGCUUCGCGGGUCCGGUGCUCGCGGUGCUCACGCUCGUGAUGGUCCUAUUGAUCGCGGUGAUCGUGUGUGGAAACGCGCUGGUCAUCGUCGCCUUCAAGAUGGACAAGAGUUUGCGCAAACAGAGCAAUUAUUUCCUACUAAACCUGGCCAUCUCAGACUUUCUCGUUGGUGCCUUCUGCAUACCCGUGUACAUGCCCUACAUCCUGACAGGGAAAUGGAUGCUGGGUAAAGGACUGUGCAAACUGUGGCUUGUAGUAGACUACUUGCUCUGCACUGCAUCUGUCUUCAAUAUCGUACUUAUCAGCUAUGAUCGCUUUCUCUCUGUUACAAAAGCGGUAUCUUAUCGUGCAAAGCAAGGAAUGACACAUUUUGCCAUGGUGAAGAUUGCAGUGGUUUGGAUUCUGGCAUUUCUUCUUUACGGACCAGCGAUAUUAUUCUGGGAGCAGCUGACAGGCAAGAGCCGGGUGCCGGAGGACGAGUGCUUCGCCGAGUUCUACUACACCUGGUACUUCUUGCUCUGCGCGUCAGUUAUUGAGUUUUUCUCGCCGUUUUUAUCCGUCGCUUUCUUCAACAUCAGCAUCUACGUCAGCAUCCGACAGAGGAGAGUCGGCAGCAAAAAAGAAUCCUGCCCUACCAGGUGCCCAGACGCUGCAACUCUGUAUGGGCAGAGGACGCGCAUGAGCGCGCGGAUGGGCUGGAACUCACUGACGCUCAAGAGGAACAGCACGGCGGAUGGCGAGAAGCGCUCCGAGAGCAACGGUCUGGCGAUGCGAUGCGUCCAGCGCUCACGUCUGAGGCAGGAUAAAAAGAUUGCAAAAUCUUUGGCGAUAAUCGUAUGUGUUUUUGCUGUUUGCUGGGCGCCGUACACGCUGUUAAUGAUCGUGCGGGCGGCGUGUCGUGGCGACUGUGUGUCCCAUCACUGGUAUGAGGUGACGUUCUGGCUGCUGUGGUUGAACUCCGCCAUCAACCCGUUCCUGUACCCGCUAUGCCACAGCAGCUUCCGCAGGGCAUUCGUGAAGAUCCUGUGCCCGCGGCAGUGCUCCACCAUACCCCUCACAGAACACCCUUCCAGCACGCAUAGAUAG
Molecule: messenger RNA, 1164 nt
Organism: Myxocyprinus asiaticus (Chinese sucker)
Lineage: Eukaryota; Metazoa; Chordata; Actinopteri; Cypriniformes; Catostomidae
Product: histamine H3 receptor
Exons: 3
Coding region: 1-1164 (387 amino acids)
Biological process (GO): adenylate cyclase-activating adrenergic receptor signaling pathway
Cellular component (GO): membrane
Molecular function (GO): histamine receptor activity
Source: RefSeq, a predicted model, not a curated record